GCUUUCCCCUACCAACGGAGUUCGUUCACCCCGUUCCGCGGUCGUCGAAGCGCUGUAUAUAGUACGACCGGCAUGAUAGCAUGUUCACAGCCCCUCGCCGCAAGAGCUGGCCAGCAAAUCUUAUCAGAUGGUGGAAAUGCAGCAGAUGCGGCUAUCGCAGUAGCUGCGAGUUUGAAUGUGACUGAGCCCGGAUCAACCGGUAUUGGUGGCGAUAUGUUCUGUCUUUUCUACGAUAGCAAAACGAGGAAAGUGCACGGUUUGAACGGGUCUGGACGUUCUCCGAUGAGUCUUACUCUGGACAAGGCUCGAAAACGGUUGGCAAUUCCCCGCAACAAGCCCGGGCAAAUCCCACUUAAUAGUGUUCUGGCAGUCACAACACCGGGGGCAGCGAGUGGGUGGGUGGAUACAGUCGAAAGGUUUGGGAGUGGCAAUCUUUCCCUGGCGCAGAUUCUCAAGCCUGCAAUUUCUCUUGCGGAUCAGGGAUUUCCUGUUUCUGAGAUAUCGGCACGUUUGUGGCAGGAAAAUGAGAAAUCGCUCAAAGAGGCUUCGCCAAAUUAUCGCGAACUGCUCAAGGCCAGUCCUGGCCCAGAUGACUCCGUUCGUGCUCCUGUAGCAGGCGAAAUCACGACCAACCACGGCCUUGCGCAGACCUUUCGCACACUUGCCUUGCAAGGAAAAGAUGGGUUCUAUCGAGGCCACGUCGCAGAUGCUAUUGUGGAAGCGGUCAGGGAGCGAGGUGGAUAUCUCACUCACGACGACUUAUCCCAUCAUGCAGAUGUUGGAAGCACGGCAACUGAUCCAAUUUCUGUUCGAUUCGACAACUCGGUGGAGAUCUGGGAGCAUCCGCCCAACGGCCAGGGACUUGUUGCGCUCAUGGCACUCAAGUUACUCGAGGAGCUGGAACGGACCAACAAGAUUCCUCCGUUGUCCGGUCUCGGGCAUAACUCUGCGGACUACAUACACACCCUGGUGGAAGUCUUGCGCAUUUCCUUUGCGGACGCAUCCUGGUGGAUUGGAGAUCCUACCUACUCAGCUACUCCAAAUCUGCUAUCAGAUUCCUACAUCAAGGAAAGAGCACGUCACUUCAGCUUGUCCACCCCCUCAGGGAUUCUCCUUCACGGCAGUCCUGCCUUGAAUUCGUGUGAUACGGUAUAUUUCGCCGUCGUUGAUAGCAACGGGAACGCUGCGUCCGUUGUGAACAGCAACUACCAUGGCUUCGGGACCGGGAUAAUCCCACGCGGAUGCGGCUUCACUCUGCAGAGCCGCGGUGCGAAUUUCUCCUUGUCGCCUGAUCACCCCAACGUUCUUGCACCGGGUAAGCGGCCCUACCACACGAUCAUACCCGCGAUAGCCACGAAUGCAGACGACCGGACGUUACACACUGUGUUUGGCAUCAUGGGGGGUUUCAUGCAGCCACAGGGACAUGUGCAGCUGCUCAAGAAUAUGCUUGUAUUUGGCAUGAACUCGCAGCAAGCACUUGAUGCACCCAGGGUUUGCAUUGGGGCGAUGGGGCACGAGAAGCUAGCAGGAUUGAAGGAAAGGACGGUCUACGUGGAAGAGGGUGUAGAUUCCCACAUAGUGGACGAGUUGCGCCGCCGCGGCCAUAUGGUCGAGGUGGUUUGUGAGUGGGAUAGGGAGCUUUUUGGACGAGGGCAGAUCAUACGGGCGGUCCAUGGCGAACAGUCGCAACCAGUCUUGGAAGCCGGGAGUGACUUUAGAGCUGACGGGAUGGCUGUUCCUGUAUGA
This is a messenger RNA of Aspergillus saccharolyticus JOP 1030-1, 1746 nucleotides long. RefSeq names its product gamma-glutamyltransferase family protein. Lineage: Eukaryota; Fungi; Ascomycota; Eurotiomycetes; Eurotiales; Aspergillaceae. The record is from RefSeq and is a predicted model, not a curated record. Bases 73 to 1746 code for a protein of 557 amino acids. The transcript has 4 exons.